Menidia menidia (Atlantic silverside) is the source of this 4980-nucleotide messenger RNA. NCBI's taxonomy places the organism in Eukaryota, Metazoa, Chordata, Actinopteri, Atheriniformes, Atherinopsidae. The record is from the annotation of a GenBank genome assembly.
ACAUCUCCACACCGCGCUUGCCGUCGGAGACUUCAAACAGAGUGUUGCUGCUCUCAGAGCCUUCGUUUAUUCAAGUAAAGAUGCGCAAAAGCUGUGGAUUCUCAUUUUGGUGAGGCGGUAUGAACCAUGAAUCCAAAAAAUCACCAUCAUUAGGAAUGAUCUCCACGGCAACUCGCACCACGGCCACAGUCAGUCCCCUCAGCCCUCUAACCAAUGGGAGCGCAGUUGCCCAGUCUGCAAAUUCCGGAUUCGCUGCUGCCCUGCGUAAAUUGGCCAAACAGGCCGAAGAUCCCCGAGGUUCUGUCCUCAGUGGAGAGCCGUCUCCAGUCUCCUCCCCGGCCACCAGCUCGCCAGUCACCACCCCAAAGCGGGGCUCAUUAGGGUCCCUCUUGGGCCAGAACCGAGGCCACGGUGUUCCCAACAACCCUCCCGUGGUCACCAUUGCCCCCACCAAGACCAGCAACGGCCUGUGGAGGGCUGAAGGGCGACAGGUCGAGCCGAGUGUUCAGUUGGUCGGUAGGGAGCGGACGGGACCUGAGAACAGCCAGCCGCAGCAGGACAAGAGGACGCCUCCCAUCAUCUCGCCCCACCCAUUGGCUCACUCCUUUGGCCACACCCCAAGCAGCAUCAUGCAAGACCCCCGCAUACAGAGCAUAAGUCUGCCCGGGCAGAUGCACCCCGUGGUUCCCUCGGGGGCCGUUCCAGAGGAAUACCUGAGGGCUCUUCGGCCCUUCACCACCGCUGAUGAUCUCAGACUGACCUCCCUGCCACUGGGUCUGGACCCAGCUGCUGCUGCCCACGCCGCCGCCGCCGCGUACUAUCAUCCUGCCUACCUCCACCACCCUCUGUCCUUACCAAGAAUGGAGGAGUCCCUGUGUCUUUCUGCUCUUCGGUCGCAGUUCUACUCUGUGCCUGGAGGAGGCGCCUUCCCGCCUCUCCACCCAUCAGCCCUCCACCUGCAGCUGCCUGGAGGCCGCUACGCCCGAGAGAUAAACCACACAGCUUUAUCUGAGAGGCUACAGAUGGAGAAUGAGCUCCGCCAGCGUGAGAGGGAGCAGGAGCGUGAACGAGAGAAAGAAAGGGAGCGCGAGGCUGGGCUGGAGCGAGAGCGGGAGGAGGAGCGCGAGAGGGAGCUGGACAGACAGAAGGAGAGGCAGAGGGACAGACAGCAGCAGAUGGUCAGAGCGGCGGAAAACCACUACCUGGCUGAGCUGCAGGCUCGGAGGGCACCACCAGAGGACAGAGCCAGACCAAGAGAAAGGCUCACCCCCAACAGGCCAGAUAAAAGCAAGGACUCCGACCUGCAGAGUUUCCAAGCUUCAAAAGCUCACGCCCUACAGCCCGGACUUCCCCCCUCCAUGGCCCCUGUUCCGCACCAAGUACCCAGCCUGCUGCCUUCUCACCAGGGGAAGCAUCGUGGCCCUGCCUCUGGGGGGAUCCAUGGAGCUCUGGCAGCUGCCAUGAUGACUCAGAGGGCCAGUGAAGAGGCGUGGUUAACCCAGAAACGGGCACAAAGGCAGGAGAGAGAGGGAAUGCUGGAGGUGGGCCUCAGGUCACCUGGGAAAGGGGUGGAGCUGAGGAGAGACAACCACAGAUUGAGUUCUAUUUAUCACAACUUAGGCAGCAAAGACGCUCCCCCCUGCCUCGGUGCUCCACCUCCGCUUAUCUCCCCGAAAGGUCCCCAUCACACACCUGCUCCUCCCACUGCUCUCUGGAACCCAGCUUCCCUUGUUGACACGCCUGGAGACUCCCGGAGAAAAUUCAAUCCUCCAACACCGCCUACCCGACCGCCCCCGGGACUGACCAGAGCUGACCGGCCCCAUGUCAGCUGGGAGGAGAGGAUGGAGGACGGAGGCAAGAGGACUGCCAAGAGCCCAGAGAGGUACCCCUCUCUGAGAGGGGCAGCCCUGCAGGAGUCGUGGAACAAGUCGGAGAAGGAAAGAGCCAUGCAGAGCCUCUACGCCCGGCAUCACGUAAACAGCCUCCCCAGACCGUGUGUGCCUCUGACCGCCCAGAGUGACCAGGGGGGCCGCUGCCAGGCUGCUUCUCCUUCUCUGAUGAGGGAACGCCAGAAGCAGGCUCCCGACAGCAUGCUGGUCUAUGAUGAGGUUCUCCAGCAGCACCGCCGGCUACUCAGUAAACUCGACCUGGAGGAGAAAAGAAGGAAAGAGGCCAGAGAAGGAGGUUAUUACUAUGAUCUGGAUGAGUCAUAUGAUGAGAGCGAUGAGGAGGAGGUCAAAGCUCAUCUGAGACGAGUAACUGAGCAGCCCCCUCUGAAACUGGACGCAUCUUCUGAGAAAGUGGAUUUCCUGCAUUUGUGCGGUCUGACCACAUUGCCCCGGCGCGAUGAGCUCCUGGCUCAGAAAAGGAGGAAAAGGAGAAGGAUGAUGAGAGACCGCAGCCUCUCUCCGCCGGCAGUGCGGGGCAAGAGAAAGGUUUCUUCACCUUCAACUCCCACAGCUCCCCUAACCACACCGUACUCUGCCGAGCAGAUGGACAGCACCCCCGAGCUGGAGCAGAAAAAAGACUUCCUCCUUAUGUUCAGCCUCACCCAUGUCAGCCCACAGCAGAGGAGAGAUAAGGAGAGGACAGAGGAGCUGCUGAGGGCCAUUCAGAGGAAGACUGUGACAUUAGACACGCUCAGAUAUAAUCCUUUGCCUCUCUGUAGGAGUCCUACUGCUCCCUCAGCUGAUGACUCAUACUCGGCUCCACCAUCAAACAAUCACCUCUACCCAGAGUCUCCUAGUCCAUCUCCUCCUUACUCACACAAACCUAAGUAUCACCAUAAUGAUGCAGUCAAACCCACCGCAGACUCCCAGGUGACCCGCAUCCCUCCUCCCUUGACAUCCCAUCAUGAAAAGCCCGGAUCCAUCGAAACCCAGUCGAUAAGAAAGCCUCAGUCCCUCCAAAAUGGUGUCGUGGCUCCAAUUCUGAAAAAAGAGCACAGUCCUGUGCAGAAUGGGCAGAACUGGCCUUGGGAGAGGUUCACAUCUGAGGCCUUUGCUCAGCACUUCCACCAGGCUGUGCUGCAGUCCACACACAGCACGCAGCAUAAUAAAGGAGUGUUUAGUGUCUCUGAGACUGGAGGAAAGUCUAACCGCCCGCUGCCUGACAGCCUAUCCCAGCUGAAAACGUCAAAUCUGAACCCAGCCCCUCAGCAUGCGCAUGUCAAUGGUCACCGCUUUCACUCCCCUGCAGCAAAUUUGAAUGCUCCUGCUCCACAUGAUCAAAUGUCUGAUGAGGAGGAGGAGGAGUCUGGUCAGGAGGAUGACGAGGAAGAGGUGGAAGACGUUCCAAGGAAGUGGCAGGGCAUUGAAGCUAUUUUUGAGGCCUACCACGAGUAUGUGGAUGAAUGGAGCAUAGAGCGGCAGGUUCUUCACAGCCAGUGUAAAAGACUUGAAGCUCAGAACUACACUCUGACCAGAACUGCAGAGCAGCUCUCAGUCACCAUGGGGGAUCUGGUGAGUCAGAAGCAGAAGGUGAGGGAGGAGCGGGAAAGACUGCAGGCCCAGCUCGAACACUUCAGGAGGUGUUUGACCUUACCAAACAUUCACUGGGGCAGGGGCCAAGUCAAUGGACACAUGCAGAGGUGACCUCCAACUCAGAGUCCAAGGGUCACGACUCCCACAGAGAAGAGAGCUGCAACAGGAGCAAGUCGAACAGGAGCCAGGUCACUCUCCACACUUGAAGCACUUGAAGGAGCCGGGUGUCUUUAAUGGUACCUGAUGUUUCCCGGGUCCAGUUUUAUUUCCAUGCCAUGGUGUCCAGAGAGUUUUAGAGUUCCGCUGUCUAUCUCUGCCUAUAGACUGUGACACAACACUCCUUCAGUGAAACUGCACUCACAACUCAAACUACCUGAACUGUCUUUAAGGACUGCCCACCGUUUAACUCAUAAUAUAGAUGUUAAUCCAAAAAAAAACUGCACCACUCCACUUAAAUGAGUUGUUUCACUAAGCACACAUCUGCAGCCUCUCUGGACAGCAGCAAAAAGAGUCCAGCUGUGCAGCGAGGUUCGAGUCAACGAAUCAAAGCACACCCCAGGCCUUAAACUUGACAGGAUGCACUUGAAAUGAAAUUUGAUUAAAUACUUGAUACUUGUCCUCUGUGUGUCUGCUGAAUUCUGUAUCUGACGGAAGGAACAGCUUGUCUACAGAGUGCAUAAAGCAUCUAACGAAUAUUUAAUGGUAAAUGGUUUCAAGUAAGUUCUUUUUAGGUUACACUUUCCAGUGGUAAUGUCCCUUGUGAUAGAUUAAGAGUUUUGUAAGUUUUACUGCUUUAACCAUGCCGUGUGGGAAGCCAUAUGCUUUUUUCUUUUGGAUUUGCUGCUGGUCAGAAUGAAAAUGAAUAGCAAAUAAAGGGUAGUGGGCACAAUUGUUUUGUGAAAAAUGUGAUGUGAAAAUGUUUGAGAGCCGGAAGAGAAGCACUUGAGAUGAAAACUACAAACGUCAGCGAUGUCAUUGUUCAGAUGUUUUAACCCAAGAGUCUGCCACCUUAGCCCCUCAGAUGCCCAUCAAAGUCAUUUUUAUUCCAAGUAUUCUUAAGCAUAUCUAAGUGAUUGUUCAGCCAAAUUCUUGUUCAAUUCCAUUUUAGGACUCCUGAAACCAAGACAAAGUUUCUUGUGAUAUUAACUAAUGUUUAUGUAUGACAUAAACAGAAUGUCUCUCUCCCUCUUUUGAUGACAAUAAACUAUGACCCUUAUUGGUUUUUAAUUAAAUUUUUUAUUUUUUUGCUUACGCCAGAUGAAUUGUCAAUGCCAUGCCCCAUAGAAUUAAUUAAAUCUUUAAGCACAAAUGACAGUAACAGCUUCACCAGUUAACCUGACCUUCCUGCUCAGCCACCUCUACAGACUUGCUGUGAAAUCUACAAUAUUUGCUUCAAUCAGUUGUCAUGUAAUGUAUUGUUUGGGCUGUAUAUUUGCGAUGAUCUAUUUAUUAACAUAUAUUGCUGUACAUUCCAAUGGAAAUUUACAAUAAAAUAUUU